AUGGCGAAGAAGAAGAAGAUGAUAAACAAUGAAACCCAUUAUCAACAUGGUAUUCCUACUGAUGGUAAAGUUGUUCUGCUCAACAAUUCCAGCAAUGGGGCUCAAAUCUAUCUAAUUGGAACUCUUCAUGGUUCUAACCAGAGUGCUGAAAUUUUCAAGUCGGUGAUAGAAAAUGUCAAGCCUGGUAUAGUUGCGGUUGAGCUGUGCGAGAAACGUGUGGGGGCCAUGAAUAAGCAGCAACCUGAUGAUGAUACCUGGUACAAGUUGUUCCGCAAAUCCAUGAGAGCUCCAGGUGGACUGUCCAUGAAGAUUUAUAAGUUUAUGCUGAGUUGUCGGAGGCGCCGGUUGAACGCAUAUGGUAUAAUUCCAGCCCUGGAGUUCAAGGUUUCAAUGGAAGAGUCUGCUAGAGUGGGAGCAAGUUAUUUCUACAUUGAUCAAGAUAUUAAUGUUACGCAUGAACAGUUAUCUAAAGUACCCUCAUUUGACUUGCUUUGGAAAGCAUAUCGUGAAUCUAGAUUAAGUGUUGAUACUGAAUUCGCAGAUGAAAAACAUACAAGAUCCUCUGUGCGGGAAAGUAGUGGCAAACAGAAAACACGUUGUCCAGAUAUUGCUAAGGUGAUGAUUGAAGAUAGAGACAAUUUUAUGUUUACAAACCUUAGAAAUUUUCAAGGAAAAGUUGUUGCUGUGGUUGGGAUGGCACACAUGGAUGGAAUUGAACUAUUGUGGAAGCGAGUGGAGGAGGAAGACGCUAGCAAAUCGCCCGUUAUAUCUGAAAUUGAGGGUUAGCCAUGGACAUUCAGGGUACAAAUUGUUGAGGAAAAGCUGCAGCCAAAUGUUUCUUCAAACAUGAUUUUUGUAGAAUCUAUCGAACCUUAGGACACUAGACAUUUUUGUAUAAGCUUUACAGAGUUCAAA
Papaver somniferum (opium poppy) is the source of this 915-nucleotide messenger RNA. RefSeq names its product traB domain-containing protein-like. NCBI's taxonomy places the organism in Eukaryota, Viridiplantae, Streptophyta, Magnoliopsida, Ranunculales, Papaveraceae. The transcript is spliced from 8 exons. Bases 1 to 786 code for a protein of 261 amino acids. The record is from RefSeq and is a predicted model, not a curated record.